AUGAUUCGUAGUCUUGGACAUAACAAUGAACAUAUCAAGGAAAUUUACAUUAGGUUAUCUGUUCAGUUGUUGUUGUUGAAAUCAACCAAUCAACAACAUCGACAUGAUUUAUUCGUUGUAGAUGACAAUGACAUCAUUCGUCAAUCAAUCAAUCAAUCAAUUAGCAUGCUUAUCAAAUAUAACCUACAACAAUAG
Heterostelium album PN500 is the source of this 195-nucleotide messenger RNA. RefSeq lists its product as uncharacterized. NCBI's taxonomy places the organism in Eukaryota, Evosea, Eumycetozoa, Acytosteliales, Acytosteliaceae. The transcript is spliced from 3 exons. Bases 1 to 195 code for a protein of 64 amino acids. The record is from RefSeq and is a predicted model, not a curated record.